Molecule: messenger RNA, 1896 nt
Organism: Necator americanus (New World hookworm)
Lineage: Eukaryota; Metazoa; Nematoda; Chromadorea; Rhabditida; Ancylostomatidae
Exons: 15
Coding region: 1-1896 (631 amino acids)
Biological process (GO): Golgi organization; intracellular protein transport; retrograde vesicle-mediated transport, Golgi to endoplasmic reticulum
Cellular component (GO): COG complex
Source: RefSeq, a predicted model, not a curated record
AUGCCUCGGGAAUUGAAUGGGGUGCACAGCAAUAACUCAGCCGCCUCACUUUCCUCCCUCUGUGAUGGCCUUCCGCAUGAAGAGAGGCGUAAGGCAUUAAACAAUCAUUUUUGUGGAAUCCAAAAACAAUAUGAUGAUACUGUUGCUGAAAUAGAAAAGGCAAAAAACAGUAUUGAAGAAGCUCGAGUCAAAUAUGAAAAUAUGAAUGAUAUGAUUCGAACGCUCGAACAGUUGAGAUGCAGUUUGGAGCAGCAUAUUCGAACGGUUCGAUUGAAUGAGAGUUCAUUCGCUGGGACAUCGUCAGUUUUAGAAUAUGACGCUGCUAAAAGUCGUACAAAUAACUUGAUUAGUGUAAUAAAAGCAAAGUCGCAAUGGGAUCGCGCCAGAGAACUUCUAAAAGAGGAAGGACAAGAAGACCAACAAAAAAUGUAUGAAUGUUUAGCUGAUAUGCAAACUAGCCAGGAAACCCUUGCUAAGUUUGUCCCGAGUGGAUUCGACACUAAAGAGUUCGAGGACAUGAAGGAUCGUUUCUUAGCUUGGCAAAGUGCUGCAUUAAUUUUCGCCAUUCAACAAGCCGACUUCGAGAAAUUGGCGGAAAUCCAGAAGACAUAUGAAAGUCUUGGACGUAAGGACGAGUUUGUUUCGAUCUUCCGUCGUGUGUCCAUCAAUAGGUUGCGAGAGUUCUCAGCUGAUGGACCAUCAGUUCAAUCCAUCAUCGACGCAUUAUAUAAAGAGUUAGAGUUUGUAUUCACGCACCAUCACAAGGUUCUCCGCCGAUUUCUCGAUGACGAUGCCGCCUCCACUCUCCUUUUCGAAGCAAUUCAAGAAGGACUCAAAGAGCUCGACUUAACUGACUCAUUCAGUAACCGUAUUUCUGCAGACGAGAAUCCAAUAGAACUUCUGCAGAAGACAUCGCAGUUUCUCGACACGCGAUCUGAUUUAUUGUCAAAAAUCCCCUAUCUAACCAAUAUUUCGCAUCAGCUAAGAACUGAAGUCGUACAUGAUCUCGAAACCCCAUUCCGAUCUGCCCUCACUACCUACGUUCUCUCCAAGAUCAAUGCUGUAGAUCUGACAAGCGGAUCAUUUCGUGCACGUGUGGAAUCGCUGAAAACCGCUAUUGCUGAGCUCCUUCAUCUUCUCACUGAUGUGUUCGUUCACAGUGAGGUUUUGUUCGGACGUACUGUGAAGAAUGUAGUGCAGCAACCGAUUGAUAAAGGUCUGGAGAAUUUCCUGGCCAAAUUGAAGUCGUGGGAAUAUUGGCUAGAUAGUCAACGCCGCCCACGUUCAUUGGAAGAUAUUAUUGCAGUAUGCUCAGCUUCCGGACAACUUGUAUUUGGACUUCAGGAGUUCAAGACCAUGGUAACGAAUGUAGAAGCGUCUUUGUCUCCGAAUAUCAAAUCGGCUCUGAAAUGGAAUAGAGGAGUAUGUGACCUUGUUUUGAAGACUGCAAUUGACAAGGUGGUAGUGAAAAUGAAAGCAAAAAUUGAAGAAAUCAAAUGUGCUGUGCCUAAGGACUCGCGCAUGACCAAUCUUCCGGCAUUCAGCACCUCUCCUCAUGAGUACAUCACCAGUGCUGGGCAGGAACUACUGCAACUUUUUCACCUCUGGGAGCAGUUUUUCUUGGACGACAAUGUUGUCCACUCCUUCUACAUUGCCUUGAAGAAAAAGUUUGAAGGUGAAGAACUUUUUAAGAAGACCGUUGCGGAUGUUGCGAAUAGUGUAAUCACGGAAUUUGUAUCGUCAGUCGGCGAUCCAACCACGUACUCGAAAGAAGUCGCCAAACAGUUUCACGCUGACACUGUGUUCCUCAAAGAUGCAUUCGAAGAUCUCCGAACAGGAAACGUGGAACAACUUUCCGCACUAGAAGCAAGACUUAAAAAUGUGCUCAAAGUGUAG